ACGAUCAGAGGACAUGGCCCCUAACACAAAGCUCACCGGCACUCAGCUCAUUCACACAGAUGACGACCUCCACGGCCCGGAGGUAGCCCCCUCUAUCUCCGUCUCCACCACCUUUCGCGCCCCUGACCCCACCAAGGUCCCCGAUGCCUUUUCCAACGAGUUCGACCCAUGGGACCCAGAACGCCACGUCUACUCCCGCUACACCCAGGGCGUCACCGCCCGCGCCGAGCGUAUCCUCAGCAAGAUCAAUGACGGCUACGCCAUCACCUACGCCUCCGGCCUCUCUGCUUCUUACGCCGCCCUCGUCUUCUUCAACCCCAAGCGCGUCGCCAUCAGAGGCGGCUACUUCGGCUGCCACCAGACCAUCGACGUCUACAGGCGCAGCCGCCAGGGCGACCUCCCCCUCAUCGACAUCGACGACGACUUCCGCCCGGGCGACCUCUGCUGGCUCGAGACGCCCCUCAACCCCACCGGCGAGGCCCGCGACAUCAAGCACUACGCGGACAAGGUGCACAACGCCGGCGGCGCGCUGCUCGUCGACGCCACCUUCGGCCCGCCCCCGCUUCAGUACCCCUUCAAGUGGGGCGCGGACGUCGUCAUGCACAGCGGCACGAAGUACUUUGGCGGCCACUCGGACUUGCUCUGCGGCGUCCUCGUCGCGCCUACGCUCGAGAAGUGGAAGGAGCUCUGGCACAUCCGCACCUUCCUCGGUAACACGAUGGGCUCGCUCGAGUCGUGGCUGCUCCUCCGCUCCCUGCGCACGCUCCACCUCCGCGUCCCCCGCCAGUCCGAGAACGCGACCGGGCUCGCGCAGUGGCUUGCCAAAGCCGCCGGGGGCAAGGCGCACGACGGCAUCCCCGCGGGGGUCGUCGACAGGGUGACCCACUCGAGCCUGCAGGCCGUCGACGCGCGCGGGUUCGACCCGCGCACGCAGCUUGAGGGCGGGCACCCGCCGACGUUCGCGAUAUACCUCGCCACGGAGCGGUACGCGCUCCUCCUCCCGCACGCCGUCAAGUACUUCAUCCCGGCAACGAGCUUGGGCGGGGUCGAGUCCCUCAUAGAGCGGCGCGCCAACCUGGACAAGACCGCUGACCCGCGGCUCGUGCGCAUCAGCGUUGGGGUUGAAGACCUCGAGGACCUCAAGGACGACCUUCGCCGCGCGUUCCAAGAGCUCGCGAAGCCCGCGAAGGCGAGGCUGUGAAAACGUGUUCUGUGCGUGUCGUGCAUCCUGGGCGAGGGCAAGGACGAGUGCUCGGGUCGCGGUCGAUCGGGCGCGGCGUCUCUCCAUGGGAUGCGUGUAGAGCUUCAAGUUUGCGAAGCGACGAAGCGAAGGGGGGCAGUAGAAUCGAUGGGGCCUGUGCUCUUAGAGCCUCGGAAAGCGAUGUUCCCUCCGAUAGAUGUUGUACAAGGGUUCGAACCGUAUCGCCACACCUCCUUCCAUAACUGACGUGGGUUUGGCACCCAAAUAUCACGCGUCGCACUGCGUGGUGGAUGUUCACACUGG
Messenger RNA from Dichomitus squalens LYAD-421 SS1, 1504 nucleotides. Its product is annotated as cystathionine gamma-synthase. Gene Ontology annotation, cellular component: cytoplasm. Gene Ontology annotation, molecular function: pyridoxal phosphate binding; carbon-sulfur lyase activity. Bases 14 to 1201 code for a protein of 395 amino acids. Gene Ontology annotation, biological process: transsulfuration. The record is from RefSeq and is a predicted model, not a curated record. Lineage: Eukaryota; Fungi; Basidiomycota; Agaricomycetes; Polyporales; Polyporaceae. The transcript has 11 exons.